GAUUCUCAGAACCUUCUAGCGAUAUAAAUCUCAAUUUCAAUUCUCUCUCUCUCCAAUCUCUUGCGUUUCGAAGCUCGAUCGUAUUAUCUAUCGGCCAUGGCCUCGCAAGCCAGCCUUCUCCUCCAGAAACAACUCAAAGAUCUCUGUAAGCAUCCUGUUGAUGGAUUCUCUGCUGGCCUCGUUGAUGAGAAGAAUAUAUUCGAAUGGAGCGUCACCAUUAUCGGACCCCCAGAUACUCUCUAUGAAGGAGGAUUCUUUAACGCCGUUAUGACCUUCCCGCAAAAUUACCCGAAUAGCCCACCAACGGUGAGGUUUACUUCAGAUAUGUGGCAUCCUAAUGUUUAUUCUGAUGGCCGUGUUUGCAUAUCUAUACUUCAUCCUCCCGGUGAUGAUCCAAGCGGUUAUGAGCUUGCAAGCGAGCGCUGGACCCCUGUUCAUACAGUAGAAAGUAUUGUGUUGAGUAUUAUAUCGAUGCUUUCUGGUCCCAACGAUGAGUCUCCAGCAAAUGUUGAAGCUGCUAAAGAGUGGCGAGAGAAGAGAGACGAGUUCAAGAAGAAAGUGAGCCGCUGUGUCAGAAAGUCUCAAGAAAUGUUGUGAUCAACUUCAAAACUUCACAUCUCUGAGAUCUCUGGAGCUUCAUCAAAGUUCUUCUUCAUAUUCCUUAUCUGAAAACCCUUCAAAACAGUCCAAACUCAACUUGUUAUCAGGCCGUGCCUAUGGGUAUAGAGAAGAAAACAUUGGCCUACGGGCCCGAUUUCUAAUAAAUUCAAUUUUUAAAGGAUCUAUUUGAUUAAUUAUUAGCUUUUAAUUUGUGUUGAUUAAAACGUAAGUCAUACUCUAGUUUGGUUGGUGUUAACCAAAAGUAAGUCUUACUCAUUGGACAAUGAGUUUGUUGAAA
Messenger RNA from Eutrema salsugineum, 898 nucleotides. Its product is annotated as ubiquitin-conjugating enzyme E2 7. The record is from RefSeq and is a predicted model, not a curated record. Gene Ontology annotation, biological process: ubiquitin-dependent protein catabolic process; protein polyubiquitination. Lineage: Eukaryota; Viridiplantae; Streptophyta; Magnoliopsida; Brassicales; Brassicaceae. Bases 97 to 597 code for a protein of 166 amino acids. Gene Ontology annotation, molecular function: ubiquitin conjugating enzyme activity. The transcript is spliced from 6 exons.